Trematomus bernacchii (emerald rockcod) is the source of this 3547-nucleotide messenger RNA. It is a transcript of the gene fzd10, whose product is annotated as frizzled class receptor 10. Gene Ontology annotation, biological process: canonical Wnt signaling pathway; non-canonical Wnt signaling pathway. The record is from RefSeq and is a predicted model, not a curated record. NCBI's taxonomy places the organism in Eukaryota, Metazoa, Chordata, Actinopteri, Perciformes, Nototheniidae. The transcript has a single exon. Bases 677 to 2428 code for a protein of 583 amino acids. Gene Ontology annotation, molecular function: Wnt receptor activity; Wnt-protein binding. Gene Ontology annotation, cellular component: plasma membrane.
GCUCAGACGAGCGCUGCCACCAAACGCAUCAACUGCCUGCUUACGGGAGGAGCGUAAUCCUGCGUUUCUGGGACACAUUUAUUAAGAUCACAGAGGAUAUUUAUUUUACAAAUUUUGCUGACUUCUUCGCUGUUACUGGUGCCUUGUGAGCAGCGGCUUAAAGGACUAGAGGAAAUUAUUUGUUGUGUGUUUUCCCCAAGUUGUCGCACAAGGACUGAAAUCGCACUGCUGCUCAGACUGAUACUCCGGAAAAAGUGACAUGAAACGUGAGGACAGAUGAGUGAGUAUUUUGGGAACAAGAAAAGGACAAAUCGGAAAGCAUUUCAAUUCUCUUUUACUCACAGUAGACUGAUAUGCACCGUGUAAAAGACUGAAGAAGUAUCUCCAACACUUCAGCCACAGACUGAGCGCUUGAAAGCAUGGACCUAAACGCACGCGUCUUCCAGCGAGAAAACAUUUUCGGACCACAGUUGGAUUUUUUUUUGUAUUGAACUCUUGCAAGCCUGAAAUGUGGAAACGAGGAUCUUGCACCAGAUAGUUCUGUAAGUUAUUUGUCACAUUUGUCUAACACAAACAGCAGCCAGGUUUCAUCACUGAUUUUUUAAUGAGAGAAACCUGUGUGAUGUGUUAGUGGUGAACAGUUGGCCUAUAUUUUCUUUAAUUCAAGAGAGGGAAAAUGCUUUCAACUGCUAAACUGAGCCUCAUCUGUGUGCUGCUGGUCCUGAGGAGCAGUGGGGGGUCAGCCAUUAGCUCAAUAGACCCCGACUGGUCAGGAGAGGGGAGAUGUCAACACAUCAGCAUCCCCCAGUGUAAAGACAUUGGCUACAACAUGACCCGCAUGCCAAAUCUCAUGGGCCACGAUGACCAAAAAGAGGCAGCGAUAAAGCUGCAGGAGUUUGCGACGCUGAUACAGUUUGGAUGCCACAGUCAUCUCAAAUUUUUCCUGUGUUCACUGUACGCUCCCAUGUGCACGGAGCAGGUGUCCAACCCCAUCCCAGCAUGCCGAGUUAUGUGUGAGCAGGUAAAGGUAAAAUGCUCACCCAUCUUGGAACAAUUCAACUUCCCCUGGCCCGACUCCCUGGACUGCUCCCGGCUGCCAACCAAAAAUGACCCAAACAACCUCUGCAUGGAGGCGCCCAACAACGGCUCAGAUGAACCUCCCAAAGUCUCUCACACCCAGCCUCCAGACUACAGGCCACAGCGGCCUCUGAGCGGGCAGGAUGUGCACUUAAAGGACAGCAUCAGCAAGCAGACAUGCAGCAAUCCUGGCAAGUUUCACUAUGUGGAGAAAAGUGAGUCAUGUGCCCCCAAAUGCUACCCCAAAGUGGACGUGUACUGGAGUCAGGGGGACAAGCAGUUCUCUCUGGUGUGGAUUGCCAUCUGGUCCAUCCUCUGCUUUGUCUCCAGCGCCUUCACUGUGCUCACUUUCCUCAUAGACCCGCAGCGCUUCAAAUACCCUGAGAGGCCGAUCAUCUUCCUCUCCAUGUCCUACUGUGUUUACUCUGUGGGUUACCUAGUAAGACUUUUUGUAGGAGCUGAUAGAAUAGCCUGUGACAGAGACAAUGGGGUCCAGUAUAUUAUCCAGGAGGGUCUGGAGAGCACCGGCUGCACCAUUGUCUUUCUUAUCCUGUAUUAUUUUGGCAUGGCCAGCUCUCUCUGGUGGGUUAUCCUGACCCUCACAUGGUUCUUGGCUGCAGGGAAGAAGUGGGGUCACGAAGCCAUCGAGGCCAACAGCAGCUACUUCCACCUGGCAGCGUGGGCCAUCCCGGCUGUGAAGACAAUCAUGAUCCUGGUGAUGAGGAAAGUGGCGGGGGAUGAGCUGACGGGCAUCUGCUACGUGGGCAGCAUGGAUGUCAAAGCUCUCACAGGCUUUGUGCUUAUUCCUCUCUCCUGCUACCUUAUUAUUGGCACUUCAUUCCUGCUGUCUGGCUUUGUUGCCCUCUUCCACAUCCGUAAGAUCAUGAAAACAGAAGGAGAGAACACAGACAAGCUUGAGAAACUGAUGGUUCGCAUCGGGGUCUUCUCCGUGCUCUACACCGUCCCGGCCACCUGCGUCAUCGCCUGCUAUUUCUACGAGAGGCUCAACAUGGACUACUGGCGCAUCAUGGCAGCGGAGCAGAAAUGUGUUAACAGCAGCGGGCCGGAGUCGGACGAGUGCGUCAUGAAGACUUCCAUCCCCGCCGUUGAGAUCUUCAUGGUGAAGAUAUUCAUGCUGCUGGUGGUGGGCAUCACUAGCGGCAUGUGGAUCUGGACCUCAAAGACACUGCAGUCAUGGCAGAACGUGUUUAGCAGGAAGCUAAAGAAGAGGACAAGCAGGAAGGCUGCCAGUGUGUUCACCAGCAGCAGGCCUUACAUCAAACCUCACCCAUCUCUCAAAGGGCACAGUACAAAAUAUGAGCCUACACGGCCCCCUCCAACAUGUGUAUGAGCUAGCUCUCUUUGUUUAAACCCAAACAUACUUGUAAAGCCCUUAACUAAAUGAGACUAUGUAAUCAGAGUGCCAUCAAAAGAAUCAAGGUUCAUGUUUUAUUUAUGUUAACUGCGUUAAAAAUAAUGCAACAUGGGUUUUUUUGUUUGUCUUGAGCCAUCUCAUGCAACAAGAGCUGCCUUUCUUUGAGGAAAAAAACGUAUUCUUCUGGAUUCACUUAAGGAACUUGGUAAAGAGAAAAAAAUCUUAAUUUCCCAAGACAAAAAGAGUGGAAUAUACCAUUUGGAUGUGCCAUGGGGUCACUUGAAUAAUGCGCAAUAGAUGUUUUCCUUACAGGCAAAAAAGACACUUAUACUGUUAGUGACAGACUACAGACAAUGACAGGACCCCACAGACUAUGGAGGCAUAUGGUCAGAAGGAUAAGUGUUGUGUUUGGAGGCUUUUUAAUGGAAAUACAUGUUUGAACUGGAGUGAGAGCAGCUGUUGAAAAGACCUUUCUGAACUGCCCAUUAUGAGGAAAACCCAUGUCAUAAAUUAAUCAAGCACUCAUUAUUGAAAAGUUAUUUGUACAUGCAGUUAUGUUUCCCAUAUUUUUUCUUUGCCGUUUUAAAGCACAAGGGAACAUUUGUAUAUAUUUCAAAAAACUUCAGAUUUUAUAGAAAAAUUAAUAAAACGUUCUAGUUUUAAAUGUUUGUAAUGCCGUAUUUUUGUGUUAAAAUGUUGUUGAUUUUCUAUCUAAUGGAGUGAGUCUCUAUGUUAAUACAGCCGCAUAAAGCUUGUAUUUUUUACUAUUGCAGCACUUGUACUUUUUGCUACCCACAGUUUCGUAGCAAUCAAUUUAAUACAUCGUAAAAAUUCAAAUAAUUUUCCUCAAUUUGUGAAUGUUAUUGAAUGUCAUAGCUGGGUUUUAACAUUAUGUUUGUUACUAAGAAUAUCUUUAAAUAUAAUUUACGGAGAUGCAGAUGUUUACCUGAUCAAAAGGGGACAAAACUAACUUUUUACUAUAACAAUAAUAUUAAAGACCAGUUCAGAUCAGCUUAUAAAUGUUGUACAUGCACUGUAUAUUGUUGCUAUAGGAAAAAUGUGCACUUUUACAUAUAAAAAAGGCUUGUUACCAUG